CAAUGAUGGAUUUCUGUCCCAGAGUCCCGAAACAGGAUAACAGCAGUGAUUGUGGGGUAUAUUUAUUGCAGUAUGUGGAAACCUUCUUCCAGCCAAAAUAAAUAUGCUGAACUUACCUUGGAAAAUCCAUCUGGGUGUCUUGAUUUUUGUGUUGUUAGAAGGGGAUCUUCAAGUAUUUACAGCAGAAAUUUAUUCCGCUGCAGAGGAAAUUGAAGGUAAGGAUGCUAGGCCAACAACUCAACCCAGUGGCUGGCAAUUAGUAAAUCCUUCCCUGUCUCCUGAGUCAAGACAACGUACUGAAUUCACAGGAAAGGAACACCUCAACAGGCGUGUGUUGUUUCGAAGGAAGAGGUCCAUCCUGUUUCCUAGUGGAGUUAAAAUUUGUCCAGAUGAGACUGGUGAGCAGGUCAUUGCCAACCAUCUGAAAUACUUCAGACUCCGAGUGUGCCAGGAAGCAGUCUGGGAGGUCUUCAAGACAUUCUGGGACAGACUUCCAGCACAUGAAGAAUAUCAGUACUGGAUGAGUUUGUGUGAGGAAGGAACUAUGAGCAUAUUUGAAAUGGGCACAAACUUCAGUCAGUCUGAAGAGCACCAGAGCCUGAUUAAGAAGAUGCAAAUGGAAGUGCGAACCCCUUUGGAAAUCUUAGACAUAAGCUCUGGACCCUCAGAGGUCUGCAGACCAUGGGUUGAAAACCAUUGUUCUACGAAACGGUCCUAUAUGAAAGAAGCAAUGGACGGUGCCUGCAGCGAUUGGUCCUGUGGCUCUGGAAUUCCAACACCAUCUCCAGCUGCUGAUGCUACCACAUUAAGAGAUGCAGCUGCCAAUGUCCCACCCCCUCAUGAGGUCUCCAUUGAGAGUCCAUCAAAUUAUACCUUCAACAAGAAUGAAGACUCAGAUGCUAGCAUCAACAAUGAGAUAAAGCAGGAAGAUGUGAAGCUGAUGAAACCUGUUCCUGACCGGAUGGUUGAGUUCAGCAUCCUUAUUUUAGGAGAGAAAUACACUGAAGAAUUGAGUGACCCAUCCACUAUGCAGCAUCAGCUACUCUCAGAACAGUUUAUUUCCCACGUAAAAAAUGCAUUUGAAGAAUUACCUGGAUACAAUAAUAUCCAUGUGCUGGAAUUCAGGUCUCCUGAUGAUGACAGUGGUGUGGAGGUCCACUACGCUGUCACAUUUGUUGGGGAAACCAUCAGCAAUGCCACCUGGGACCUUAUUAACCUUCAUUCCAACAAAGUGGAGGACAACUCCUUCAUAGAACUUGAGGAUAACCCAACUGUUGUUUACACAAUCAGUGACUUCAGAACUUAUAUUGCUGAAAUCCUUCACAAGAACUCUUUCCUUGAAAACAUCUCUUUGACCUUGGACCCUGACUCUCUCCUGCUCAUUAAUGUGAAAGAAGUUCUCUCCCCUGCACCUGAAGACACAUCCAGGAUUACUGAAAAUCCAGUUGUUCUUGAGUCUCCAGAAAUUGAUCUUGAUAAUGCCCUUUUAGCUGAGUGGCCCUCUGCAGACACAACAACUACAAGCAAUAUUUUGCCACUUGAUUUCACCAAACCAGGUUUCACCAUUGAUAGUGAACAGUCCAAUGGCAAUGAAAUCUGGUUAAGAUCUGAAAACCUGGACUCUGAGAACAACUUGAAUUCAACACCAAAGGCUGUUCUCACUUCUUCUCCUGGUGUGAUGAGUCUAGAGGAAGGGGGCCAGAUUCUUCAUUCUGGCACCCCAUCAAUAUUAGAAAAUUACUCUUCUGUGGACUCUCAGGAAUGGCUGUCUAUCCCUGCUUCUUCAGAAGAUGAUGCUGGAGUGCCGGAAGGCUUUCUUCUGCCUUCCAGUCUACAUCCUCAUCUUGCGUCAAAAGAAAUGCCAUCCAUAGACACUUCUGUGGUUCCUCCAACUUCUAUACCAACAGUGGCCUCUACAUCAGAAACAGAGCCUAAUAAUGAGGAAGUGAUCUCUACAGAGAAGGCAAGAGAAGCCAUGCCCAUUGACAUAGACUCUAUAUCCCAUGACAGUCUGGAGGACGGAGAAGUAUAUUUAGAGGUGAACCCUCUGCAACCCGAUCUGUAUCCAGGAGGAGAAAUUAUGUAUGAGGAUGGAUCUGGAUCAGCAUUUGAUGCUUCAGGUCAAGAGGCAUGGCCAUGGGGCAUAGCAACAUUAGAGCCAGUUGUCUACCAUCUUCCUGAAAGCUGGCUGAAAGAUAAAAAUGAUUCUCCAUUAAUCAGAGCACAGGAUACUCCUGAGGAACAGAUCCUAGAUUAUAUCAUUGAUUCUUUAGAUAAAUUAAAUGGUAAUCCUGAGGAUGGAGGCAUGACCAAUGCAAGAAGGGAAUUCACUGAUGACUCUGAAUCAAACGUACCUGGACUUUCAGAAAUGGCAACUCAGCAGGUGCCUAUGUUAUGGACAGAAGAAACCUUGAAUAUGGAACUGUCCAUGGAAACAUCAGAGGCAUCAGGCAUGUCUGAUUAUUAUUCAUCCAUUGCAUAUGAGCCCUCAGUGGACUAUUCUUCUUUAGAUAUGGCAGAUGAACAGACCUCCAUCUCACCACAUGAAAAAGAUCGCUCUAUAGAAGGUCAUCUCCUUACAUCUACAGGGACAUUCAAUGUAAAACAAGCUGAUGAUUCCAGCGAGGAUCAUCAAAUAAUUUAUGAAGCAGUAGGAAACCAGAACAGGGAAGGGACAAAGUCAGAAGAACCAUCCACAAUAGUCCAGUCGGGUGUAGCUAUUUCAAUAGGACAUCAAGACAUGGAUUCCUCAUGGUCUGGGCUCCUCACGCCAGAAACAGUCCUGACAGCAACUCCUAUGAUGGAAAAAAUAGUCACUGAUGUUUUAAUGGAGGAGCAGCAAACUCCAGAUUUGCACUUGACAACUCAACAAGCUUCUGGAUCACUUGCUGUGAAACCAAUAAAUAUUUGGCCUACUCACAACACUGUAAGGGCGUCUGAGAAACCUGCAGAUCAAGACAUGCAAUCUGAAGCACCGACCAGGGUUGAAGUUUCAACCAUAACACCUUAUUUACUGGAGCUGGCCACUGGUUCAGGGGAUUUCACUGGACUGUCUAGUACAGACCAUGACACUAGUACCCCUAGUAGCUUAAAUAUGGCAGUGGGUUCUUUUGCAACAGUGACUAUAACAAAGACUCCUAUUGGUUCUCUGUCCAGUUUCCCUACUACACAAUAUACAGUAUCUCAGCCUACUGUUAGCUCAACAAAACUGGGGGAGGACAUGACUACGAGAGUACAGGAUACUUCAGUGGAGCUGGAUCAUGUGGGCACAAUGUUGUAUCCUCAUGAGAUGAACCUGGAAGAAAGAAGUAUGACUGAUAGUCACAUGGAGAUAUCUACUAACGUCCACUCCACAGAGAUGGCCAGCGUAGCUUGGCCCACGCAUGCAAAUCGCAACACUACCAGGUCCUCACGAGCUUUAGUGGUGUUCUUUAGCCUCCGUGUUACCAACAUGAUGUUUUCAGAGGACCUAUUCAAUAAAAAUUCCCCAGAAUAUAAGGCACUGGAGCAACGAUUCUUAGAACUGCUGGUUCCCUACCUCCAGUCCAAUCUAACAGGUUUCCAGAAUCUCGAAAUCCUGAACUUCAGGAACGGCAGUAUUGUGGUGAACAGCCGCAUGAAGUUUGAAAAACCUGUGCCUCGUAAUGUCACGAAUGCGGUCUAUAUAAUUCUGGAAGACUUCUGCAACACUGCCUACCAGACCAUGAACCUGGCCAUUGACAAGUACUCCCUGGACGUGGAAUCAGGAGAUCAAGCUGAUCCUUGCAAGUUCCAGGCUUGCAAUGAGUUCUCCGAAUGCUUAGUAAAUCGCUGGAGUGGUGAGGCAGAGUGUGUGUGUUAUCCUGGCUAUCUAAGCAUUGAAGGAUUGCCCUGUAACAGCAUCUGUGACCUGCAACCAGACUUUUGCCAAAAUGAUGGGAAGUGCGACAUAAUCCCAGGACAAGGGGCCAUCUGUAGAUGUCGUGUAGGUGAGAACUGGUGGUACAGAGGAGAGCACUGUGAAGAGUAUGUCUCGGAGCCAUUGGUUGUGGGUAUCGCAAUUGCUUCAGUGGCUGGCUUCCUUCUUGUGGCAUCCGCUGUCAUUUUCUUCCUGGCCAGGACCCUUCGAGACCAGUACUCAAAAAGUGACACUGAGGACUCAUUAGGGCAGGGUGAUAGCCUCUCCUCCAUUGAGAAUGCAGUGAAGUACAACCCUAUGUAUGAGAGUGAUACGACUGGGUACAACCACUACUAUCGGAGAUACCCACAGCUCACCUCGUACAGCUCUACCAGUGCAGAGACAUCCACAGACUACAGCAGUGAAGAGAUAAGGCACAUUUAUGAGCACAGUGAGCUCACAAAGGAGGAAAUCCAGGACAGAAUACGGAUUAUAGAGCUUUAUGCCAAAGAUCGGCAGUUUGCAGAGUUUGUUAGACAACAUCAAAUGAAGCUGCUUUAAAAAAAAAAUUGAAACCAGAAGAAGUUUUGUGGAAGAUGACUUUGUUGCCCUAGUAACAGGGCACAGAUGUAACUGCAAAGUUACGUAUAGUCUUUAUCUUAAACACUGCUGGUUGGAUGCAGAUGUUUUCUAAAUGAAUGAUUAACUGUAAGAAUGUUUAUCUCUGGCUUUUCUGAGUACAGUUAUAGGUGACAAGGUCAUGAAAAUUCACUUUUACUUAGCAGGGAAAAAGCAGUUCCUGAACUGGACAUUGAAAAUUUGUGCAUGUAUUUUCUAAUCUCAAAGAUUUUUUGCUUGGUAUGCAAAGAAAAAGUUAAACUGAAAUACAAAUUUUUAA
Gopherus flavomarginatus (Mexican gopher tortoise) is the source of this 4775-nucleotide messenger RNA. RefSeq names its product interphotoreceptor matrix proteoglycan 2 (gene IMPG2). Gene Ontology annotation, biological process: visual perception. The coding region runs from base 104 to 4438 and encodes 1444 amino acids. NCBI's taxonomy places the organism in Eukaryota, Metazoa, Chordata, Testudines, Testudinidae. The transcript is spliced from 22 exons. The record is from RefSeq and is a predicted model, not a curated record. Gene Ontology annotation, molecular function: heparin binding; hyaluronic acid binding.